Molecule: messenger RNA, 797 nt
Organism: Porites lobata
Lineage: Eukaryota; Metazoa; Cnidaria; Anthozoa; Scleractinia; Poritidae
Source: the annotation of a GenBank genome assembly
AUGCUAAACGCUAUCUCAAAACUGACUACCGUGUGCACUGUCAACAGUCUCACUCUACUCGCGCUGACCACUGUAGAAAGUUUGCGCUUAGUGAUCCUGUUAAUCCCGAGCUCCAGCAUCCUUGUCCGCAUCAGCAUCAAUCGACUUGCGAGCAAUGCCAAGGGCUGAAGAAUGUUCUAAAGGAAGUGAGACUAGCGAUUGAAGAGUCAUCAUGGAAGCCUUAUAGUUCCGAAAAACGAGAUUUCCUUUACGACUUUGACCGUGCACAGUCAGACAUCAUGCUGUGGAAAGUGCACAUUGUGUGCUCAAUAAAUCAAGAGGAGGCGAAACAAGAUGCACUGAGAUCAGAAGACCCACAGGCAGCCAUUCUGAUCAUGGACUGGGCCAUGAAGUUCCUCCAAAUAAAAUUUCGUGAGAAACAGUCUGAAUGGUUCGGCAAACGGGGGCUCAGCUGGCAUAUUUCCACCAUUAUACCUAAGAAUGUUGACUCUGGAAAAAUUGAGCUGAAAUCGUAUGCUCAUAUCUUCGACUCUUGCCAGCAAGACUGGUACGCAGUAUGCUCGAUCAUCGAAGACACACUUGAGGUUGUAAAGAAAGAACAUCCCCAGAUUACCCAAGUGAACCUAAGGAGUGACGAAGCAGGCUGUUACCACAAUAACUUUCUCUUAGCCGCCGUUAGAGAUGCCGGAAGACGAGUAGGCAUUGAACUAGCACGGUAUGACUUUUCCGAGCCGCAGUAUGGAAAUGAUAUCUGUGAUAGAAUCCUUUGCCCAAUGAAAGCAUCCAUCCGACGAUAG